Molecule: messenger RNA, 1078 nt
Organism: Spodoptera litura
Lineage: Eukaryota; Metazoa; Arthropoda; Insecta; Lepidoptera; Noctuidae
Product: general odorant-binding protein 1
Biological process (GO): sensory perception of smell
Molecular function (GO): odorant binding
Source: RefSeq, a predicted model, not a curated record
ACCAUUGACCAACCAACACAUGAAUCUGUGCUGAUUUCAAGAUGGCGAACGCAAGAUGGCGGUUUGUGUUUGUAGUGUACGCGCUGUACCUGACCAGUGCCGUGCUGGGCUCGCAGGACCUCAUGGUGAAGAUGACCAAGGGAUUCACGAGGGUCGUGGAUGACUGCAAAACUGAGCUUAACGUGGGCGACCACAUAAUGCAAGACAUGUAUAACUACUGGCGCGAAGACUACCAGCUCAUUAAUCGGGACAUGGGUUGCAUGUUACUGUGUAUGGCGAAGAAGUUGGACCUCAUGGACGACCAGACGAUGCAUCACGGGAAAACUGAAGACUUCGCCAAGAGUCAUGGAGCUGACGACGACGUGGCCAAGAAGCUGGUGAGUGUAAUCCACGAAUGCGAGCAGCAGCACGCCGGUAUCGCUGACGACUGCAUGAGGGUGCUGGAGGUAGCCAAGUGCUUCCGCACUAAGAUCCACGAGCUCAAAUGGGCUCCUAGCAUAGAGGUCAUCAUGGAAGAGGUCAUGACCGCCGUGUAAAGGAAACCAGAAAACAAUACUAUAUUAGGGGAAACAGCUGCAGUAGUUGGAGAUGACAAUUCUAUUUGACGCGGGAAAUGAUCUGCAGCCAUAAAAAAGUUGAUGUACCUAUAAUUGCUAACGCUAUGGAAAAUAAAACAAAAGUAUGGGGAGUUAUAUCACCAUCGAUACAACCUCGUGGUGUGUGGGCAACAUAAAGAAAUUCAUACGUGUGGAUGUCAUUUGUUUUAUGUUCUUUGGCGUUAACGAUUAUAAGUUCUGCUGAAUGAUAACUGAAGUCCUUGAUAUGGCUCUUAUAUUCUUUCUAACAUUAUGUAGUAAGAUUUGGUGGUUACUGUAACUGGAAAGGGUUUCACAUCAUUUUUAAAUCAUCACUUACAUACUAAUAGUUGUAACACAAUCAUCUUUCAAUCGUCGGAGUGAUUUGAUUAGAUCAUCAAGUUCCAUCACAAGUAAAAUUGUGGCAUUUCUUUUAUUAUUGUCAUGGUUCUCUAUUCACAUCAUUUAUUUUAGGUUCUUGGAUAAUUAAAGUGUUUCAAAUU